This is a messenger RNA of Pocillopora verrucosa, 1174 nucleotides long. RefSeq names its product carbonic anhydrase 2-like. NCBI's taxonomy places the organism in Eukaryota, Metazoa, Cnidaria, Anthozoa, Scleractinia, Pocilloporidae. Gene Ontology annotation, molecular function: zinc ion binding; carbonate dehydratase activity. The record is from RefSeq and is a predicted model, not a curated record.
GAGACGAACACCUCACUUGCUGUAAAAAUCAAGAAUGUUCGUGAACACAAUUUCGAAGGUGGUUCUAACAACAGCGAAUUGGAUAAGGAUACUGACAGAAGCAACUUGAAUAGUAAGAAUAAGGAUGCUGUCAGCUACUGUACUGUUUGCGCUGGUGACUGUAUCUGUGGCUUCUGAGGGAGCAAAGUGGAAGUACGGGGAAACAGACCGUCACGGUUAUGGUCCACCUGACUGGGGUAAAGUUUCAAAAUUCUGCGAUUACACCGCCCAGUCCCCCAUAAAUAUCGAAACUCCGGUUAAGAAAGAUGCAAGUCUCAAGGGACUCCGAUUUGCAAUCGAGAACAGAAAUCGAAGGGUCAGUGGAGUUAUAAAAAACAAUGGUCAUGCGCCUACCCUAACUAUUGACAAGCUCAAAGGCAAGGCUAGACUCACCGGGGGUCCCCUUGGAUAUAGCGUGUUUAUGCUCCAGCAGUUCCACUUUCAUUUCGGUUGUGAUUACGACGCGGGAUCAGAACACCUUGUGAACGGAAAGCCAUAUCCUGGAGAGCUCCAUUUGGUGACUUAUAACACAAAGUACGCUGAUUUUGAUACCGCUGCGUCCCAAUCCGAUGGACUGGCUGUGAUUGGCGUUUUCUUUGAGGAAAAGAAGAAAAGAGAAAAAGGGAAAGGAAAAAAGCACUAUUAUGCCCUCCUCAAACUUUACUAUGCUCUGAGAAGAAUAAGGGAUUUUGGUGCCGAAGCUUCAGUCAGAUACAUAGCACUGCUCGACUUGGUUCCUGAACUGAAAGACCUCUCAUCGUUCUACUCCUACAAGGGUUCCCUUACCACCCCUCCCUGUUAUCAAUCAGUUCGCUGGAUUGUACUGAAAGAACCCAUUAAAUUCCCUGGUCCUUUGUUCGACGCCAUGAGGAGAUUGAAAAACGGAGAGGGAGGCCUCAUGUGUGGGAACUUCAGACCACCUCAGAAACUCAACGGACGUGUGGUUUCUGAAUUCGACGGAUGAGCUCAAGAAUCAACUCGCAAUAGCUUAACACUACAGUAGUUGAUUUAGAUUCUCCAAGAGAAUAUAAACAGUUUAUAAUCUCCUAGAUACUCUUAGCUAGAUUGAGUGACGUAUUUUGGAGGUUUCUUUCUUAAGCGAGGAUUGUUUGUAACAACGAAAUAAACUGCAUUU